Messenger RNA from Styela clava, 6735 nucleotides. RefSeq names its product sodium channel protein type 4 subunit alpha B-like. Lineage: Eukaryota; Metazoa; Chordata; Ascidiacea; Stolidobranchia; Styelidae. Gene Ontology annotation, biological process: sodium ion transmembrane transport; membrane depolarization during action potential; neuronal action potential. Gene Ontology annotation, cellular component: plasma membrane; voltage-gated sodium channel complex. Gene Ontology annotation, molecular function: calcium ion binding; voltage-gated sodium channel activity. The record is from RefSeq and is a predicted model, not a curated record.
ACGAUCCGCUCGCUAGUUGAAUCUAAUUUGUAUCUACAAAUUUCAGAAAGUUUCGAUUUGCGUAUAGGUGACCGUGUGGUAUGUAAAUUACUUUAUACUGCAGUUAGAUUUGGUAUGAUCAACUGACAUGUUUGAUUCCUACGUUUGACUUGUCAACACCGUUGGAUUAUUAUUAUUAAUAUUUGGGGCUAUAAUGUUUUAAAUUGAACAGUUGUACCGCCAUCAGAAACUUUUAGGCACCAGGAAGACAUAACUGAAAAAAAAGAUGGCAAUGAUAAGAGGAAGAAAAUUCCAGUCUAAGACAGACGAAGAAUUAGAAAUGGAAAAUAAAAUCAGACAUUUUAAAAACUUUGGAAACGAAAAGAACAAACCUGCAGCAAGUUUCAAGCAGCAACGCCGUUUAACAAUGAUAGAUGGAGACGACGAAAAACCAAUACCAACCAAUGAACCUAUACCAGAAGUAGACCCAUUUUAUGCGGAAAAAAACACCUUUUUAUUUCUGAACGAUCAAAAAGUGAUAUUUCGAUUCAGUGAUUCAAAAUCUCUUUUUUUGCUCGGCAAAGAUAACAUCAUCAGGAAAGCAUUUUUGAGGAUUCUCGUGCACAAUUGGUUUAAUUAUAUUGUCAUUGCAACAAUUCUUAUCAACUGUGCUGUAAUGAUGGUGAACGGAAAUAAUAAACCGGAAUGGUCAGAACUUUAUGUUGAAAACAUAUUCUUAUUCAUUUACACAACGGAGGCAGUGGUAAAAAUAGUUGGUCGUGGAUUCAUCCUCCAUAAAUUCAGCUAUCUACGUGAUCCAUGGAAUUGGCUGGACUUCGUUGUCAUUGUAUCAGGAUUUGUUCUUAUAAUUAUGGCUGAAAUUGAAACUACCGUAAGCUCGGAUGUCGGAAGUUUAACGUUCCUUCGCGCAAUCCGAGUUCUUCGGAUAUUUAAAACAGUUUCAGUGAUUCCAGGACUUCGCAUGAUAGUAUCAGCUUUAAUUGCGUCCACUAAAGCUCUGAAGGAUGCCAUGCUGUUGAGUCUUUUAGGGUUUUCCAUGUUUUCACUCGUCGGGAUUCAAGUCUUCCGAGGAACUCUCAGAGCCAAGUGUAUACUUCGUCCACCAUGGAUGCUAAAUUCGCAAUCAUUUACAUCUGACACAAAUUGGGAACUUUCAGGCCAGCAUGAAUCAUCCACAGAACUCGAUAACUCUUCAUCAUCAAUAUAUAGCAUGAAAUUUAAUUUAAAAUACAGGGAACAGGUUCUGGAAUUAUUUGGACGCCGAGCUUAUGAAGAAACGCUGUUUUUACUCAAUUCUUGGCUGAAUAAAUCACAAAAUUCAAAAAGCAGUGGAGGAGUUUUCGAAGGAAUGUACCAGAGUGAUGAUCUACUUUACCCAUCGCCGACAUAUACUACUGAAAUAUCCAGUCCUGGGAUCGGAUAUCCCAAUAGAAGUGUAUACAGUGGACUAGGUAGCGGAGUUAAUGAAGCAGCAGUAUACUCUGACUGGACGUACAGGACACCGCGAAAUGAAGAGUUUACUCAAAUGGGAUAUACGUUUGAUUGGAAUAGUUGGAUAAACAACGAUAGGCACCACGUCAUGAACGGAUUUGUACCACUUCUUUGUGGCAACUCCAGCACAGCACAAAAAUGUCCGGACGUUGCUAUAUGUACUAAAGCAGGAUCCAACCCCAAUUUUGGCUAUACAAGUUUCGACAACUUCCCAUACGCUUUCCUUUCUGUAUUCCGUCUGUCAUUACAGGAUAAUUGGGAAGAACUGUACUUGCAAGUUUUAGAAACUAGUGGUCAGCUGUCGGUGUUAUUCUUUCUUAUAAUGAUAUUGCUAGGAUCCUAUUACUUGGUCAAUUUGAUUCUUGCCGUUGUCGCCAGUUCUUAUGAAGAUCAAGCUAAAAGUGUACAGAUGGCUUUGGCGGAAGAAAAAAAAAUCAAAAUGAGAGAACGGGAAUAUCUUCGAAAACGAAGGAAUGCAAUGACUCAGGAAAAAAUUCGUCGAAGCUCAACAAGAGAAAGUAUUAGCAACUUCUGUGGGGAUUGCAAGGCAAUUUUUCUAGAGUGGAAAUGUUGCGUCGGUGAAAGUUUUUUAUGCGCUGCAAGAUCAAAACUGAAACGAAUAUUUGUGCACCCGAAUGCAGAGAUGGCUGUUGUCGGACUAGUAAUUCUCAACACUUUAUUCAUGGCAUUGGAAAAAGAACCAAAAGGACCAGAAUACGCGAAUUUUUUAACAAUGUCAAACAUUGUAUUCAAUUCGCUUUUUACAAUUGAGAUGGCGGGUAAAAUGUUGGCUCUCAGUCCUUAUCAUUAUUUUGCCGUAGCAUGGAAUACAUUUGAUUUUAUUGUUGUCACCCUCAGUUUAAUAGAAAUGGUGAUGUCUGACAAAUUACCUGAUGGUCUCGCGGUUUUGAGGACGUUUCGUCUCAUUCGUCUGGUACGAAUUCUCAAGCUUGCUCGUUCCUGGCCGACGUUGAGUAAGAUCAUGAGUAUGAUAGCAGAUUCACUCAGUAAACUCGGAUAUUUAACUCUUGUCCUGCUCAUUGUACUUAUUAUAUUCGCAUUGGCUGGAAUGCAGACAGUUGGAGUGCCGUUUUAUAUGAAUAGAUCGAGGGGAAUACCUUUGCGUUGGCAUAUGAACGAUUUCGUGCAUUCAUUUCUGAUUGUAUUUCGAAUUCAAUGCGGAGAAUGGAUACAAUCAAUGUGGAGUUGCAUGCAUUCUGUAUCAGAGGGAAAUCGUGAAGAAUUAGUUCCAUUUUGUCUUUUAAUAUUCCUCGGAGUCGUUUUUGUUGGGAAUUUAGUCGUAUUAAAUCUCUUCCUCGCUCUUCUUUUAAACUCGUUUAGCGGCGCAGACUUGAAUGGAGGAGGUAAAAGUGCCGGAGCACAGAAGUUUCUGAGAUCGUUAAGACGGGCUAGAGCGAUAGUCAGAAUUACCGGGCGUAAACGAAAGGUUCAUCCAAUUUCAGCCAAACCUGAGAACGCGACGGAGUUAACGAACACGAACGGCAUCGACAAAGUAAAUGAUACACCAGAAACUAAAAGUGAUACUUUUGCGAAUAUAUCGGAGACAUCAAAAACUGACCAACAAGAAUCAAACGGUAUUAAUGGCUACCACAUCCAACCUUCGGCCAUCCAAGAAAAUAUGUUAAAAUCAACAAACUUUUCAAAAUCCUGCAAUGGAAAGCAAGAAGCUAGUCAGUCGUCAUCGAACUUCCUCAAAGUUCCGUUACCGGAUUACACACUCAUUGACUCUGAGAUCCUCGAGCCUAAGAGUGUUUCUUUCUGUACGACGGAAAGUUCGGCUUCUAUCACUACCACAAGUGGUAAUGAUAUCAAUACUUCCGUAGACACCGAUAAACAGUCUCCGCCCUUGACGCCUUCUAUAUCUUCGUCUUCGACGCCCACAAACGAAGAGCAGCCCCCGGAUAACAGGAAUUGUCUUCAAAUUAAAAUGAACAAUGUGGUUCAACAUUGGAUUUUCGAAACUUUUAUAAUAUUUUGCAUCAUGUGCAGUAGUAUUGCUUUGGUAUUUGAAGACGUGAAUCUACCGAAGAAACCUUUGCUCAAGUCAGUGCUUGAAGUAUUCGACAAGAUAUUUAUGGUGAUAUUUUUUAUUGAAAUGAUUAUGAAAUGGAUUGGAUUUGGAUUCAAGAAAUAUUUCACUAACGGAUGGUGUAUAUUGGACUUUUUCAUUGUCAUGUUUUCAAUCGUAUCUUUAUCUUUGGAAAUAUAUGCAAUGAUGAGCGAAUCAAAUUCGACUGAUCUUUCAUCAUUGAGAGUUUUGAGAAGUUUACGAGCAUUUCGACCGUUGCGUGCAAUGUCCAGGUUCAAAGGAAUCAAGGUUGUUACAGACGCAUUGUUUCGUUCUAUUCCAUCGAUAUUAAACGUGUUCGUUAUAUGUCUGGUAUUCUGGUUGGUAUUUGCUAUUAUGGGCGUAAAUUUAUUUGCUGGGAAAAUGUCUGCGUGUAGAUGGAAGAAAACUGGCGAAAAAGUUUGGCACCCCGAAGAUUUCAAGAAUUGGAAAAAUUUGUCGGAUCAUUUUCAACGACCGCCAAUUGAUGUUUACAAUAAAUCUGAUUGUGAAAGGCUGGCCGAGUUAACAGGUGGAAAAGUACAUUGGAAGAAUUUAUAUGCAAACUUUGACAACGUUCCCGUCGCAUACGUGUCUCUCAUGCAGGUUGCAACUUUUAAAGGCUGGAUGCCAAUCAUGUACGCUGCUGUUGAUUUGCCUGUUAAAAUAGGGGAUCAGCCAAUUUACGAGAAUUCCGUGGAGAAUUAUUUCUUUUUUGUUGCAUUCAUUAUAUUUGGCGCGUUUUUUACUCUCAACCUUUUUAUAUCUGUCGUCAUCGAUAAUUUCAAUCAACAAAAGAGCAGAUUUGAAUUUAAAGGUGGAGAAUUGUUUCUAACGAGUUCUCAAAAGAAAGCCUACGAUAUGCUGAAAAAGUUGACUGCGCGUACUCCAAACAAAUUGAUACCCGUGCCAAAAAUGAGGUGGAGAAGAAAGCUACAUUUCAUUGUAACCGGGGACAAAUUUGAACUGACCAUAAUGGUGGCUACAUUGCUAAAUCUAGCUGUAUUGGCAUUGGAACAUGAUGAUAUAUCAACAGGCAUAUCUGAUGUGAUGGAAUAUUUGAACUAUGGUUUCCUUGGUAUAUUCACAAUUGAAAUAAUUCUUCGAAUAGUUGCGACCGGAUGCGAAUUUUUCCGAUCGCCUUGGAAUGUUUAUGAUUUUCUCGUUAUUGGAACUUCUCUUAUUGUUAACGUUGUAUCUCUGGUACGAGUUGCAUUCGACCAUCAUAGCUCUUUGAUCAAGUCACCAUGGCUCCCAAUGUUGAGGAUGAUACGUAUUGCCAGAAUCUUGAGAGUGGCUCGAGUUGCCAGCGGAAUUAGAACUCUACUAUUCGCCUUAGUUCUGUCUCUACCAGCACUUGUUAAUGUGGGAAGCCUGCUAUUUCUCUUCAUGUUUAUAUUUGCUAUAUUUGGAAUGAGUCAGUUUGGCCAUGUCGAACACAGAGGUGCAAUGACUGACAUUCUGAAUUUUGAAACGUUCCCGAAUGCUUUCAUGCUGCUAUUUCAGACAUCUACUUCUGCUGGUUGGGAUGGAUUUCUGGAACCUACGAUAUACGUGGAUGCAGAGUAUGAUGAUUGUAAACCCGAGACAGAGGGAAGUAAAGGAACAUGUAUGAAGACAUCAUUUAUUGGAUACAUUUACUUUAUAAGUUAUCUCAUCUUGACAUUCGUGAUCAUCACCAACAUGUACAUUGCAAUAAUCUUGGAAAAUUUCGAAGCAGCAAACAAAGACAGCGCAGAACCACUAACGGCAGAUGAUUUUGAACAUUAUUUCGAUGUAUGGCAAAAACAUGACGAAGAUGGUUCUGGGCAGCUUACUAUAGAACAACUGAGUAGUUUGUUGCAUACAAUUGAUCGACCUUUGAGAAUUCCAAAACCUAAUAUGGAGAAAAUUGCAGCUCUUGAAAUACCGAUGAAUGAAAAAAAUGAAAUGCAUAUAUUAGAUGUCGGUACUGCUCUAGUUAGAAACGUAUUGGGCCCUUGUCAUUUUACGGAGGAGAUGAAGAUAGAGGUUGAUUCGCAUUUUAGAAAGAAAGCCGCCAAACUCAUGAGAAAUUAUAGCAGGGAGAAAAGUAUGAAUUCAUUUGAAUACGCUAAAAACAAAAAGCUUGUUCGACAAGAUGCUGUAGAAAAACUGAUGGGCUCUCCUAAUACAAGACCAAGAAGUGAAUCAAACAACAGCAAUCGACAUGUACAUUCCGAUAUAUCAAUAGUGUUGCAUCCUGCUCACGAUGACGUCAAAACUGCCUCAGUUAUGCAAACUUCCAGCGUCAUAAAAGUAGAAUCUAAAACAAAGUCUAUGAAUGAAAAGCAGCCACCGUCAACAAAAAAUUCAAAUUGUAAUUCUUCAGCGAUAGAUGUUCCGAAAUGGACAUUUGCCAAAGUGACAUCGAUGUCGGGUGGCAAAGCAUUUGCGGAUAGCAAACACUCUGAUAACACGCUUAUUAAUCUUACAGAUAAUUCAGUUGUGCUGCGUCCAAAACACGAGAUUAUAAAAACUGCUUCUGUGAUUCGUUCGAUAGACAAAAAUAGUAACAUAACUGAAAAUAAUGGGGUAAACUAUAAUGCAAACUCGUCGGUAAUUUGUUUGCCAAUCCAAUCCUGGGAAAACGCAACUUCCUCUGGAAUUAAAAAGUUUACAUUUUUCUAUAAACUGAGAGAUAUGUUUUCAUCGAGAUCUAAGAGACAUCGAAUGGAUGAACAACCGGAAUGCAGCAGCAGCAACGUUCCCUUGUCACAUUUGAAAGUUGGAAAUGAGACUUCGAGUACAAAUUUAGGUUUUGUGGCAGAUGAAGAAAAGACAUUAAAUUGCUAUAAACACGCUAAUGAUGAGGGAUCGUAAUAUAUAUAUCUCAUCUAUGAAUUACUCGGAACGUAACAUCACGAAUGAAACUCUUUUACUUAUUUUUAUGUGCAUUUGAUACUUAUUUGAUUUGUCAUUUCUUAUUUUUACAUUAAAAUCAGCAGUAUUUUUAAACAUUUUGAUACACGUUGAGACCUAAGUUCCUGAUUUUUAGCAAAUCUAUUUAUUUAGAUUUUUAAGACAAGAAAAAUUUGUCUUGCCCUGCUGCCAUAUGGCAUAAAAUGGCGAUUCGAAAAUUGUUGGUUACAUGAAUCGAAUGAUGUAACGUUGUCCUCUAUUCAGUGUACCAUGUAAAGUGGAAAUAGACAGAGAUU